AAUUUGUUCAUGGACUCUUCGCCCUUUGACAUUGCCAGUACCUUCUCUCUCUCUCCUUUUCGAGGAUCUUGCUCUUUGCAGGCCUUGAAACUUUUGUGCUUUUUUUUUUUCUUUUUCCAGAGAGUUCACUUCGUUACCGUCUCUUGGGAACACUUCGGCCCAUACUUUUUACAUGCGGUCUGCAAAAGAACUUUUUAAACAUGAAUGGAAGAAAAGAGAAGGCGGUUACAAUUUGGGAAAUUCUACAAAAUUGAAAGAACGCAUUCUUGUUUUUACUUUUCGCUCAUCUUUUCUUUGCUCUUUUAUUUUUCUUCCUCGCAUUCUCCGCCUGUUUUCCGUGUUUGCCCACUUUUCACCCUCUCGGCGGCGUCCGAAACGCGUUCACGAUGAAAAGGAAGUAAGGAAGAUAUACCAAUUUGCUUUGAGGGCGUUUUGUUCUUUAUCUGAUCUUUCUCCUCCAUUUCUCUGUUGCUGUUUGCUGCCUUUGUUACGCUCUUGUCAUUUGUCAUUUGUAUUUCUCUUAGAGAGCAAAGAAAAGCGAAGCAAAAGCAUCGGCUCUUUGGAAUGUUUCUCCUUGUUUUUAUUUCCCGCUUAUUUCUCUUCUUUAUACCUAUUUGCAAGAAUGGAGUGGUUCUCUUCCAGAUCUGAUCUAAUUCCUGAUGCAAAUGCCCAAGUGAUUUGCUGUGGGCGGUUGUUCGAGUGUAGAUGUAUAUUGCGUCAAACAUUCAACCUAUUGUAUUUUGAAAGUCAUAUCAGACCUGAUGGCAAGGACCUGCAUGAAUCACUCGAGCGUAGAAUUUAGCUGGCACGGCGCCAUGAGUCUAGACUUCAGGAACUCGUUUGGCUCCCUACAAUAGAAGUAUAACUUGUAGCUCCC
This is a messenger RNA of Xylona heveae TC161, 877 nucleotides long. RefSeq lists its product as hypothetical. The transcript has a single exon. Bases 173 to 802 code for a protein of 209 amino acids. NCBI's taxonomy places the organism in Eukaryota, Fungi, Ascomycota, Xylonomycetes, Xylonales, Xylonaceae. The record is from RefSeq and is a predicted model, not a curated record.